Messenger RNA from Schistosoma spindalis, 3663 nucleotides. The record is from the annotation of a GenBank genome assembly. NCBI's taxonomy places the organism in Eukaryota, Metazoa, Platyhelminthes, Trematoda, Strigeidida, Schistosomatidae.
CUGCGUUGCAGGGGAUGAGAUUGUCACUAUUUAUUCAGUUGGCUCUAUUCAUCCGUUAUACUUUUUGUGAUUAUUAUGAUGUCCUUGGAGUAUCUAAAUCUGCCUCAAAUUUGGAAAUUAAGACAGCAUAUAGGAAACUAGCGAAGAAAUGGCAUCCGGAUAAGAAUCCUUCAGAUAAAGCAAACAAAAAGUUCAUUGAAAUAAAUGAAGCUUAUGAGGUACUAUCCAACUCUAAGAAAAGACAUGAGUAUGAUACCUUCGGAAAAGUCCAUUCGGAUGGGAGUGCUCCUCCACCUGGACAUUAUCCAUACCGUCACGAAUUUGUUCACUCUUCGUUUGAAGAUCUUUUUGAUAUCUUUCCGGGGUUCAUCCGUGCGCCACAAUUCUCAACCAAUGUCCUUAAUAUCGACUUUCGAAGCUAUCGCCUAACCCAUCUCCCACGAUCUCGAACGGUGCCUUUGUUCAUAUUUGGUUAUUCUGACUUUUGCUUUCCUUGUCGUCAAGUUCGUCCCAUUUGGUCACAAUUAGCAGAUGAGCUUACUCCGUUGGGGAUUACUGUGGCUAGUGUUAAUUUAGAACAUGAUUCUGCACUGCGUGAAGAGCUACGCGUAUUACAUGUUCCGAGUGUGACAAUAGUUGUUGAUGGACAGGUUUCUUAUUAUUCUCGAGGUGAUUUCAGUCAUAAUAGUCUUAUUGAUGCAUUAAGAAGUGCAAUCAUGAAAUCGAAUCCUUCACGAUCUAAGGCAUUACCAAUAUUUCUUAGCACAACAAUCGAUACACCAUUAAUACAAAGUAUUAAUGAUUAUGAUACAUUUGCUAAUACUUUUCAUUAUGGUUGGCGUCGUGACAGUCGACCAAGAAUGGUACUUAUUAAACCAUUAACUUUACCACCGUUACGGUAUUGUGUGGCUGCUUUCAGAGCAGCAGAUCAUUUGGCUGCUGGUUAUAUUAAUUCUGAACCUGUUAACAAUCAUAAUCUUGCUAAGGAAUUCAAUGUAAAUCCAAAUGAGGAGACCUUAUUGAUAUAUCAUGAAGAUUCAAGUAUACCUGUCUAUCGUCAAUCAGCUACAAAAUUAUCACCUACUUUAUUGGAUAAUGCAAUGUUAGCUUAUAGUCAAUUAAAUAUCCCUAGAAUAUAUAGUCGUGCACGACUGUUGGAUUUAUGCCCAACUGAUGGAAGUAAACCAACCAGUAAAUAUGCAUUAGAAUCAGAUAAACAUUAUACUGAUCAUUCUAAUCAUCGUCACUUAUGCUUAGUAUUAUUGUUAAAUUCAAAAUUAUCAAAUGUUGAACAAGUAAACAGUUGGGGUGAUAUAUGGUUAACUAUGUUACGCCGUACAUUACAAUUAUCUCAAACAGAUUUAUCAAAAUUAUAUCAUACAAAUCAACAUAGUUAUCAUUUUAUGCCUGUACAUAUUUAUGUGGAUCGUCAAAUUAGUUUGAUGCAAAAAUUAAGUACAUCUUCUACAUGUUCAAAUGAAUCGUGUAAUUUACUUAAUGAAGAUAAUAUAGGCCGUUUAGCAUUAAUUUGGCGUAUCAGUUCAACUGAAACAUUUUAUCAACUUCUUCCCACUAAUUCAAUGUCUCAUCCAAGAAUUCAUUUAAAUGAAAAAAUGCUUAAAUCAAAUGAUUUAAAAAGUUUAAUACUAAAAUUUACUGAACAAAUGCAUACUGCUUUAAUGGAUGAUUUAAAAAAUAUUAUCCAAACAGUAUCUACUAUUGACAAAUUAAUUAAUCCAUCAAAUCAUUUUAGUCAUUCAAUUGAUAAAUUAGUAUCUCAAUGGUAUCUACUGAAAGAUUGUAUGAUUGAAGAAUUAAUGAUUGAUGAAUUAGUAGCGUCAAUAUGGAUUAGAAUGAGAAAUAGGCUGUUAGAGAUUCUUGUGGAUAUUGGACAUUCGAUGUUUGACGUUGUAAAUCAUCCUUUGGCGUUUGUUUUUUCAAGUUUUACGAUUAUCAUCGGUUUACUCUUAUUCAGUUUGAUAUCAACACUUGUACAAGCAACAAGAAAUGAACAGCAGAAUAAUUGUACUACGAAGAAGCGUUACAACGAAACAUAUCAAGAUGUUAAUACAUCAUUCUCAUCAAACAGUACUACUAGUGAUAAAAAUAGUAGUAAUUAUAGUAAUAAUAGCAGUAGUAGUCAGUGUAAAUUUACUGAAGGGUCAUCUGCACUUACUCCUGUUGUCUCAUUAAAUCCUUCUACAUAUGACCGUCUUGUUCGUGAUGCUCCUAAAGGUUUCAGGCUUCUGGUAUUAUGUGUUCGUGGAACUACUCAAGAUAAUCGGUUACGUGAUCAAUUUGACUUCAAAACUCGUCGAGUUUGUGGAAGUCAAAUUCAACGUGCUUGUCUUUCUAUGGAUCGAUAUUCCUGUUGGCUCGCAAAAUUACUUGAAUCUAUCAGAUCAAAUUUACCAAUACAUAUUCGUACUAAUAAUACUAUGCAAAAGAAUAGGAAUAUGAAUGAUACUACUACUACUACUACUACUACUACUACUACUACUACUACUACUAAUAAUAAUAAUAAUAAUAAUAAUAAUAAUAAUAAUAAUAGUGGAAUUUUAUUUAUUAAUCCAGUGAACUGUGUUGGAACAGUUAUUGCCGUCAAUGGUUAUCGACGUUAUUUCAACCUCUAUCAUCCUUUAAUUCCAGGUUCUCAAAGUAGUUCUGAUGAAAAUUCUGAAUCAGAUGUGGACGAAUCAUUAACAGUUGAAAAACAAGGUAAACGCUUACGACGUAGACAUAUAUUUGGUCGUGCAUUCGGUUUAGAAUCAGAUGAUGAAGAAGAUUUCAAUCAAUCUUAUAUUAGUAAAAAUCGUUCACAUUUAAAGUCAAGACAUCAAAUAGCUGAUGGAGUAUUAUUUGAAAGUGAAUUAUUAGAUGGUUUAUCCAAUUGGUUAGAUCGUCUAUUUGAAGGUUCAUUACCUCGUUAUAAUGUUUCAGAAUGGCCAAUCGGUUUACUUGGAGAUGAAAAUGAUGAUUAAAUUGUAUAGGUUAUGUCUUAUAUGCCGUGAUAAACGUUGAUGUUCUUAUUAUCAUCUAACAAAAAUAAUAUGGUUUAAUUCCAUUCUAUAUCAUCUGUAAUAAUAUUCAGAUUGUUCAUCUUUUUUCUUGAAGAUCCAUGGGUUUUUUCUUAUUGUAAUUUUAAGUAAAUCUUCAAUGUAGAUAUUUAUUCCUAGAAAGAAAGAGACAAUUUUACGUAAUAUUUAAAGUUUUAAUGUUUGGUGAAUUGUAUUCAUCAUUGUAAUUAUCGUAUCAUUUUUCCUAUCAUAUACCUGUUUAAUGAUUUGAGACUUUAUUUAAUUCACUUAAUAUAAGGCACUGUAUUUCAUUCGUAUUUGAAGCUUAUUUCUACCUUUUUGUCAAAUCAUAUUUGCUAGACAGUUCUAUCUUUCAAGUUGUCCAGAUGUUUGGAAUACUUUUUAGGCGACCUGUUUCAUUGAUCUUCCAUUUGUUACAAUCGAAGUUCUUGGUUCGCUUUUAUCAAACUUCCGUUGGAAAACUGAAUAUUACUUUAGGUCGUUAUGUAGUAGUGGAUAUUAGUAAGAAAUCAUGGAUUUGUAAUUGAUAGUCUGAGUCGAUAAGAAGUAAACGAGGUAGUUUGUUUACUUGUAAAGUAAGUCAUUGGUAACAAAUUAACAGGUUUGUGUAGAUGUCGUUCUUUCU